CUCUCGAGAGAAACACAAACGAUGACGGCUAUCUCCGACCUUUCGUGGGAUUUGGUAGAGAAGAUACUCUCUAGGGUUCCCAUAAUUUCUAUAGGAGCCGUGAGAUCCACUUGCAAACGAUGGAACCGUUUAUCCAAAGUUAGGGUUUUGUGUAAAGCAGAAGCAAAGAGGCAUCAGUUUCUACGCUUCAUGUUGAAAAACUAUAAGCUUUGUUCAAUGAGAUUCCAUCUCCAUGGAAUCCUCGAUGGAGAAGAAUUCGUGGAUCCAUCUAUAAGGGAGAUCACCGGUGAUUCACUUAAUCAUGUCAAGGUAACCAAAGUAUUUCAUUGCGAUGGCUUAUUGUUAUGCGUUACCAAGGACAAAGAGGAGAACAAAACUACACUCCUGGUCUGGAACCCAUAUUUAGGACAAACCAGGUGGAUCCAACCCAGAAAUUACUACAACAGGUUAGACGUUUACGCUUUCGGAUACGACAGCAAUAACCGUGAACACAAAAUCUUGAGGUUCUUCUUGGAUGCCUUCGAUGUUUCUCUGUUCGAAAUCUACGAUAUUUGUUCUGAUUCAUGGAGAGUUCUCGAUAUCACUCCCAACUGGAACCUAAUGUUUUACUAUCGUGGAGUGUCUUUGAAGGGAAACACUUAUUUUUUUGCUAAAGAAAAAAUAGUAUUAGAAGCUGGAGGACCAGAAGAAAUAGCCGAGCCCCAUGCUAUCUUACUCUCUUUUGAUUUUACAAAAGAGAGAUUUGGACCGCCUCUGCCUUUUCCGUUUAAGCACUAUACUGAAGAUACCGGGACACUCUCUUCUCUUAGAGAUGAGAAACUGGCAGCCUUAUAUCAGUCCUCAAGUAUGUGCGACGUGGAGGUUUGGGUGACAACUAAGAUUGAGCCCAAUGCAGUGUCCUGGGUUCCCUUCUUAAAAAUUGACUUGAAACCAUUAACAGGUUUUGAAUUCCAGUUUCACCAUGAUGGUUCCAGUUUCUUCAUUGACGAGGAGAAGAAAGUCGCUGUAAUUUUUCAAAUAGACGAAUCUGAAAUGACCUGCUAUGACACAGCUUACCUCAUUGGGGAGAAUGGACACUUUGAAAAAGUAGGUCUCGGAGAGUCUGAGUAUCACCAAGACUCCAUCCCCAUGGAAGACUAUUCCCCACUCGUGUGCUCUUGCUCAUAUGUUCCAAGUUUAGUACAUAUCAACAACGCAUUUGUCAAGCAAACGAAUGAGAUCAUCACUAGCUGUAAUGAUAGUGUUUAAUUUGUUUCUUUUUCAUCUCUUU
Molecule: messenger RNA, 1270 nt
Organism: Raphanus sativus (radish)
Lineage: Eukaryota; Viridiplantae; Streptophyta; Magnoliopsida; Brassicales; Brassicaceae
Product: putative F-box protein At3g20030
Exons: 1
Coding region: 22-1248 (408 amino acids)
Molecular function (GO): protein binding
Source: RefSeq, a predicted model, not a curated record